Malus domestica (apple) is the source of this 2290-nucleotide messenger RNA. RefSeq lists its product as uncharacterized. Gene Ontology annotation, cellular component: cytoplasm; nuclear body. The record is from RefSeq and is a predicted model, not a curated record. Lineage: Eukaryota; Viridiplantae; Streptophyta; Magnoliopsida; Rosales; Rosaceae. Gene Ontology annotation, molecular function: ribonucleoprotein complex binding; protein binding. Gene Ontology annotation, biological process: alternative mRNA splicing, via spliceosome.
CCUUCCCUUCUCUUCCUGCUCAAAUUUCCAAACAGUCGACAGACCGGUGGCACCUGCAGGCUGCAGCGAAGCCAAAUCAUGGGUUAUUCCUGCUGAAUUUUCCACAAAGCUCAAUCAGUGCAGCUUUCAGCUCAGAUUUGUGAUUCUCUCUCUCUCUCUCUCUCUCUCUCUCUCUCUCUCUCUCUCCCCCUCUCCUUCUCCCUCUCUCUGCAUACAAACAGGUGUAGCAGCAGCAGCAGAGAGGGAUUUUGGUGUGUCUGACUCCUCUGGCUAUGGAGAGUUCCCAUUCCCAAGAUGACCGUGAGCCAGCCCCUCCGGGCGUCGACUCCUUUCCACAAUAUUCCAACUCAACCCAUCACUUUACUUCCCACUGCCAGACUUUCACCCCACACCCACACCAACAGCCGCAGGGUGCGUUUUGGGCUCAAGAUUCUACUGCAAACUCCGCGUUGGAUAUCGAAAACGCUAGCCAAAUUGAUGUGUCAUUGCAUCAACAAGAAAUUUCUACUCAAAAUGUCAUACGUAUUCAGAGAGAAGCAAGAGGCGUGAGUCUGUCUUCUAAGGAUGGUUUAGACGUCUUCUCCCAACGCCUUGACCCUAAUGCUCUAAAGGAGAAUCUACUGAAGAUGACCACGCAACAUCGUGCUCAAAUGGCUUCAAAACGUGGCAAGUCUUCCGUUCCUGGAGAAGGUAACAUAGAAAUUGGUAAUGGCUAUGGUGUACCAGGAGGAGGUGCUUAUUAUGGUGCUCCAGGACCUAAUGUAACUGCACCUAGAAAUCUGGGAGUUGGAAAUAGUGAGAUGGAUCAGAAGAAUAUUGAAUCUGAUAAAGAGUUAAAACAGAAGCCUCCGGUUAAAGAAUUGUCAGAGUAUCUGAAGCAAAAGUUGAGGGAUAGAGGUAUUCUUAAAGAUGAUUCAAAUAAUGGCAAUAUUAAGUUGGAAAGGAGCUCAGCUCAACAAAUGGAAUGCAGGAAAUUACCUUCUGGUUGGGUGGAGGCAACAGAUCCUGCAAGUGGUGCUUUGUAUUAUUAUAACGAGACCACAGGCAAGACUCAAUGGGAAAAGCCUGCUCAGACAUCUUCUGUUACACCACUUCAGUCGCCUUUAUCUCUUGCAGAAUAUUGGGUGGAGGCUUUGGAUGAAACAACAGGUCACAAGUAUUACUACAAUACAAAGACACAAGUAUCGCAAUGGAAACACCCUGGGUCAUCAGAGCAGAUUGCAUCCCAACAUUUUGAGAGUAUGGUUUCUGGAAACCCUGCUAAUGUUUAUUGGGAUGGCCAAUCAACUGAGGUACAAGCAGGAAAGGAUGAGUCGUCCACACUAAAGAAAUGCCUGAGUUGCGGUGGAUGGGGAGUAGGACUUGUUCAGAUGUGGGGCUACUGCAAUCAUUGUACAAGAGUUCUUGAUCUUCCACAAAGCCAGUACAUGAUGACUAGUUUGGGUAAUUAUCAGCAGACCCAAAAUCCUGUAGAUACAAAGGGAGAUUCAGACAGAAAGGCUCCCACGCAGAGGUGUAAUUGGAAACCUCCAAUGGCAAAAGGAAAUAGAAAGGAUAGUAAGAAACGGGCUUACGAUGAGGAUGAUGAAUUGGAUCCAAUGGACCCCAGCGCAUAUUCAGAUGCUCCUCGUGGUGGCUGGGUAGUAGGCCUCAAAGGAGUGCAGCCACGAGCAGCUGAUACCACUGCCACAGGUCCCCUUUUUCAACAGCGGCCUUACCCAUCACCAGGUGCUGUCUUGAGAAAAAAUGCUGAAAUUGCUUCGCAGACCAAGAAACCAAGCUCGCAAUUUGCACCUAUAUCCAAAAGAGGGGACGGCAGUGAUGGACUUGGCGAUGCUGACUGAGAAUUUGAUCGAGUUUGGUCUGUUUUGUGUAUCACAAGAGGCGUGCUGGGUGCGUAUAUCAUGCAUUCAGUUAGUUUCUGAUCAAAUUUAGAUAUACUUGUAUCUACAGCAGCAGACGAACCAUUGAUUUAAGAGUUGUGUAUUUAGCAUCUGGCUGCUGCUAUACAAUGGGUUUCAUAACUAAACUGUGACAAGACGUUAGAGUAAUGAAACCCGGCGUUGAUUGCAAGGCCGGAUGUUUCUUUUUUCUUGCAUUUACCAUUCAUGGUAUGUAGGCUUUCCCAAUUCAUUUUCAAAGGGCUUCCUCUGAUCUCAAUUAGUAUGAAAAUGUGGAGUGCUGGUGCUAGAUCCUUUUAUGUCUUGAGGAGGUUGAGCACGUUUUUGUGUUGGAUCCUUGUACCUCUAGCUGUAAAUUAACUUAUUAAUAGUUGUUAGUUGACUUCGUA